CAUCACAGACAUGGCUUCUGUGAUUAGCUUCCAUUAGCUGCAGCUUGGACAUGUCAGGCUGCAGCCAAUCACAAGUCACCUGAAGGCACAAAAGCAAGCUACAGUUUGUUGAGAGAUGUAGGAAGGAGAAAGGAAGCGUAGGCCAGAUGAUGGCACUUACAUUGGUUUACAUCUUAAUUGCUGCCAUUCCGGUGGCCUACUGCUAUCCUACUGCCUUCGAAAACUUGGAGGGAACUAGUACAAACCGAACCUCCAUUAAGUUCCUGGCUGUGGGAGACUGGGGUGGUGUGCCUUAUCCGCCCUACAUCACCGCCGUGCAGAAGAUGACUGCUCGAGAGAUGAGCAAAGUAGCAGAGCAGAUGGGAGCAGACUUUGUUCUAUCCCUUGGCGAUAACUUCUACUACAGAGGUGUGGACAGCGUGGACUCUCCCCGGUUUAAGGACACGUUUGAGACUGUGUACACGGCCAAGUCUCUCAAAGUCCCCUGGUAUGUGAUUGCUGGCAAUCAUGACCAUGCAGGGAACGUCAAAGCUCAGAUCGAGUACAGUAAGAAAUCUGACCGAUGGAAGUUCCCCUCUUACUAUUACGAGCUGAACUUCCGGAUCCCCAACACUGGGAAGACCCUGACCAUCAUCAUGCUUGACACCAUAAUGCUGUGCGGCAACUCGGAUGACUUCCUGGAUGAGAAGCCUCGAGGCCCGCUGUGUGCUGUGGAUGCCAACCGCCAGCUGAUGUGGCUGCAGGAGAGACUGGCUCGGUCCACUGCAGACUUCCUGUUGCUGGCCGGUCACUACCCCGUGUGGUCAGUGUCCGAACACGGGCCCACAGAGUGUCUACUGCAGAGGCUCCAUCCUCUCCUCAAAAAAUACAAUGCCACUGCUUACCUCUGCGGGCAUGACCACAACCUGCAGUAUAUUGAAGAGUCUGGCGUGGGCUACGUGGUGAGCGGGGCUGGAAACUUCCUGGAUCCUGAUGUCCGCCACUGGAACCAUGUUCCCAAAGGUUCUGUGAAGUUCUUCACGGGCCAAGCUUCAACCCUGGGAGGCUUCGUCCACGCAGAAGUCACCAAGAACAACAUGAUCCUGACCUUCUUCCAGGCUAAAGGCACGUCUCUCUACCGCACAGUCCUUAACCAAAGGAACUUUGAGUAGACCAGCUCAUAACAGGCACGGUCAAAUGGUCAGAUACAGACAAUAUAAGUCUGUAGUGUAGCUCCAGACCACAGAAAAGGCUCAUAACCCUGUGUUUUAAUAUUUGGAAUUAAUAUUUCAAUGCAAUUGAUAAUGUGUAUUUUAAAAGGGAAUAAACUAGUUUUACAUGUACAGUAAAUCUAUUGUUAAAAGAAAAAUAAUAAAUGUGUUUUGGUAAAGAA
Messenger RNA from Eleginops maclovinus (Patagonian blennie), 1372 nucleotides. It is a transcript of the gene acp5a, whose product is annotated as acid phosphatase 5a, tartrate resistant. Gene Ontology annotation, biological process: bone resorption. NCBI's taxonomy places the organism in Eukaryota, Metazoa, Chordata, Actinopteri, Perciformes, Eleginopidae. The record is from RefSeq and is a predicted model, not a curated record. Gene Ontology annotation, molecular function: acid phosphatase activity; ferric iron binding; ferrous iron binding. The coding region runs from base 147 to 1151 and encodes 334 amino acids. The transcript has 6 exons.